AUGCCUCCCAUCAUCCACUGCGUUCGCCACGCCCAGGGCCUGCACAAUCUCUGCACAGAGAAUCAUGUCAUCCCGGACCCCUUGUUGACAGAUCUCGGAAACGAACAAUGCGAUCAACUCCGCGCAUCCUUUCCCCGCCACGAUAAGAUCGAUCUCGUCGUUGCCUCUCCCCUCCGCCGCACAAUGUACACAGCUUUGCAAAGCUUCGAGCCCGUCUUCAAGGCCAACCCGGGUAUGAAGUUGAUUCUGUUGCCGGAUAUCCAGGAGACGAGUGACGUUGCUUGUGAUACGGGAUCCGAUCCCAGUGCUUUGAGAAAGGAGAUUGAGGAAAAGGGGCUACCUGUUGAUGCGAGCCUGGUCCAUGAGGGGUGGAAUGUCAAGACUGGUCGCUACGCACCCACCAAUGCUGCAGUCGGAGCACGUGCACGCGACGCCCGACGCUGGCUAAAGGCCCGACCGGAGAAGGAAAUCGUCAUGGUCUCGCACGGCGGUGUCUUGCAUUACUUUACCGAAGAUUGGGAGGACAGCAGUCAGUUCCAAGGAACCGGCUGGGUCAACACAGAAUAUCGCACGUACACUUUCUCAGACCAGAUAGAUCUUGAAGAUCUAGAAGGCAACAAGCUAGACUCGGACAACGCGAGCCUGAUCGAGACGCCCGAGUCCCGCCAGCGCCGCGGCAAGGAGGGCCCGACGGCGGACCGUGAGAAGCAGAAGGAGCUGUAUAAAAAGGGUGUGCAAGGAUGGGAUGACCAGGGGCUGCAGCUCAGUACGGCUGAGCGGGAGGCGGCUAAGAUUCCUGCUGGGAAGGAGGUUGACGGGACUUGCUCUCGCUCUUUUAACAGGUACAACCGUUCAUUUUACUAUUUAAACCGACCAGGUAGACCGGAGGCGCCUUUUAAAGCUGAAUACAAGACCAGAGGUUGGACUGGAUCAGUUUCCACGAAGUUUCAUACCGGCCAGAUGCGUUCGUCUCAUAAUAAGCCGCCCUCAUGUCCAUACAAGCAAACCAGGUCGUACUGGACUAUACUCUUCUGUACUCUUUACAAACCCCAGGUGAGCUUCCCAUCAACCACUCACCAGCUGACAGUCUCGGAUAGGACAUACCUGAUUGCACCCUGA
This is a messenger RNA of Aspergillus nidulans FGSC A4, 1119 nucleotides long. RefSeq lists its product as uncharacterized. Lineage: Eukaryota; Fungi; Ascomycota; Eurotiomycetes; Eurotiales; Aspergillaceae. The record is from RefSeq and is a predicted model, not a curated record. The transcript has 10 exons. Bases 1 to 1119 code for a protein of 372 amino acids.